Molecule: messenger RNA, 1077 nt
Organism: Trifolium pratense (red clover)
Lineage: Eukaryota; Viridiplantae; Streptophyta; Magnoliopsida; Fabales; Fabaceae
Exons: 4
Coding region: 197-841 (214 amino acids)
Source: RefSeq, a predicted model, not a curated record
ACUCUUCUUUGGUUCUUUUAUAGCCACAAACUAGACCGACACAGGCGCACGUUAGUCACUGUUACUUGUUUCUUACUAAACUACGCCUCUUCAGCUUCUGAAUUCUCUACUCUCCACUUGCUUGUUCCUCUAGAAGAAAGUAAAACAAGUGUUUUGAAACUUUCUCUGCUACCAAACCAUUUUCUUCUUCUCUCUUAUGGCGUCUUUGAGACCCACUCUCUCUCAACUUUCACUUUCUCAAUCCAAUUUUCCAAGAAAUUCUACAUGGAGUAAUCACUCUCAACACUGCUUUUUUCACAAAAGGAUUGUAAAGUUACAAAAUUUCAACUCUUUUAGGGUCUGCUGUAAAUCUCAAGAUACUCAACAGAACAAAAAUAAUGGAGAAGAGCCUCCAGAGUCAUUAUUUUUGAAGGAGUUGAAGAGGAGGGGUAUGACCCCUACAUCAUUGCUUGAGGAUUACAAGCAAACCAAUUAUGGAGUUGAUGAAGAGGCUUUUGUGAAUGAAGAAGAUAGAGGUUCUCCGAACAGAAAAGCGGUGUCAACCAAUGUAGAGAGGGGUUUAGAGAAUCAGAGGGAACGGUCUAUGGCGCUCAACAGUGAAGGUCUUGAGGGCUUGGUACCUCGAGCUAAACUUCUAUUGACACUUGGAGGAACAUUCUUCUUGGCAUUUGGACCGUUGAUCCUCAUAACUGUGGCAUUCUUUUCUGCUCUUUACUUUUAUUUUGGACCGAGUUUUGUCCACGACGGAAGCAAGAUGUCACUAUCACCACCACAAUAUGUGGACCCUUAUGCACUCUUAGAAGAUGAAAGGAUAUCUCAGAUAGCGCCUCGACUAAACUAAAGGCAACAUCACACGUACUUUACUCUUAGGAACCUAUAGUCACAUAUAUUGAAUUUCAGUUUUACUUGGCUUCUGUUGAUUUAGUUCCUUUGUAAAAUAUAUCAUCCAGAUUCCAGGGAAAACUUGUUAUCUAUUUUGCAGCCAUCAUUGACACAAUUCUUUACAUGUGUCUUUUGCAUUUUGCAUAUAUGUUCUGUAUAGUUUUAUUUAAAUCUAAAUGAAAGCCUUAUUAAAAG